Saccostrea cuccullata (small rock oyster) is the source of this 1521-nucleotide messenger RNA. Its product is annotated as calcium and integrin-binding protein 1-like. Lineage: Eukaryota; Metazoa; Mollusca; Bivalvia; Ostreida; Ostreidae. The transcript has 7 exons. Bases 97 to 651 code for a protein of 184 amino acids. The record is from RefSeq and is a predicted model, not a curated record. Gene Ontology annotation, molecular function: calcium ion binding; magnesium ion binding.
CGGGCUCGGGUACACAUUUAACAUUCCAUCGAAACAGGAAGCAAAACAGAACAAAACAGAACUGCUGUUGUUUUUGUGUGAAUUUUGAUAUAUAAUAUGGGAGGAUCACAGAGUGUCUUCACUGAACAAGAACUUACUGACUAUCAGGAGCUGACAUACUUUACAAAGAAAGAAAUAUUGCAUGUAUUCAAAAGAUUCCAGGACCUUGAUCAAACCAGAGUAAGCAGUAAUAAAAAUGCCAAGCUUUCCAGGGAAACCAUCCUUAACCUUCCAGAAUUAAUGGUUAACCCAUUUAAUGACAGAAUUACCACUGUCUUUUCAUCCUCGGGAGAUGGAAGUAUGACUUUUGAGGAUUUCCUUGACAUGAUGUCAGUGUUCAGUGAUAAUGCACCCAAAAAUGUCAAAGUGGAAUAUGCUUUCAGGAUAUAUGACUUUGAUGAAGAUGAGGUCAUCAGUGGCAAAGACUUAAGGGAGGUAAUUAACAGACUAACAGGAGAGCAGAAAUUGACUGAUGAAGAAAUGGAACAACUUAUCCAAAAUAUUUUGGAGGAGGCUGAUUUGGAUGAUGACGAUUCCCUCUCGUUUGCUGAAUUUGAACAUGUCAUCUCAAAGGCUCCUGAUUUCAUUAAUUCAUUUAGAAUCAGGUUGUGAAAAAAUAACAGACAAACAAACAAUCCAGCUGCUGACUGUGAUACACCAAAAACACCCACUGUCUGAAAGACUUUGUUUAGUCCAUACAUGGUUGUGAACAUUGUUAAAAUUUAAAUCCCUUAAAAUUGUUAUUAUUUUUAUUAUUUCUCAUCAUGUCAGAUCUUUUAUAGUAAUUCAUUUUUAUUGUAGAUUGUAUAUUUACUAUCUACUCCUAAUAUUUUUAUGUCAUGUUUGUCUGUGUCCUAAGAUUAAAUCUUUCUUAUCUCAGUGCAAUGCAUAUUAUUACCUGUUUCAUUAUAUCAUAUUUUUAAACUGACCAAUAUGAAGGGGCACAAUGCAUAAAUCAGCAUUAUACUUUAUAUGUUUAAAGAAUAAUUGUUUUCUGUUGAUCAUUUUUUAACCUACUUUUGUAUGAACAUGUUUAUUCUUUCUUAUUGUCAGCUCUGUCAAUCUGUGUAAAAUGUAUUAUUCAGUUUUAUUGCUAAUACUUUAAACUCAGUACGUAUAGAUCUUAAAGAUAAAAAAGAUAACACCUUUUUGUAGAAUACUGCCAUAUAAUUGUGUGAAUUAUUUUUUUUAAAUACAACUUCAAAACUACAGAACAUAUUUGUUGACUUUUAAAGAUAGGUUAUAGAAGAGGUUUUGCAAGGGUAAAAGACAUUUUUUUGAUUUUGAAAUUCCAUUCAUAUAGCUGUGUUCAUAUUUUAUUUUAUACAUUUCCCUUCUUGUUUUUCAUUUUCUCUUUACCUUUAGUGGUGCUGGGUUUGUCAAGUUACUCAGAUAAUUGAAAAAAAUAUGACUUUCUUGAAUGCACAUUCUUUCCUUUGAAUGUUAUUGUUCAGACAAAUAAAUUGAUUGCCUCAUAAAGAA